Molecule: messenger RNA, 1715 nt
Organism: Nylanderia fulva
Lineage: Eukaryota; Metazoa; Arthropoda; Insecta; Hymenoptera; Formicidae
Biological process (GO): regulation of transcription by RNA polymerase II
Cellular component (GO): nucleus
Molecular function (GO): protein binding
Source: RefSeq, a predicted model, not a curated record
GCAACUUAGCGGAUUCUAUCCGCUAUCUAUAAUUAUGUGAUUCGUGUCACUCGUGAUUGUGGCGAUCGCCAAACGAAAGGGUGCAGUGUAUAUACAAAGAAUAAUCGCGUUUACAGUGGACAGCGAUUUUAACGAGCAAGAACAGAUAUGGAGAGUCAACAGUUUUGUUUACGAUGGCACAAUUUCCAAAAUACAUUAUUGAGCUCUCUUCCAAAACUGCUCGAUGGUGGCCAUCUAACAGAUGUCACACUGAGCGCUGGUGGUAGACACAUUCAUGCUCAUAGAAUUAUACUCUCAGCUUGUAGUUAUUAUUUUAAAGAACUGUUUAAGGACUUAAGCUCUUUGCAACAUCCUGUUAUUGUGUUGCCAGGCAUGGAAUAUGCAAAUUUAUGCGCUUUAGUCAAAUUUAUGUAUAAUGGUGAAGUGAAUAUUUACCAAGAACAAUUACCUGCACUUUUAGCUAUGGCUGAUACAUUACAUAUUUGUGGAUUAGCUGAUAUGGCUGGGAAAAAUUCGAAACACGAUAAUGGUUUGUAUGCACAGCCACCAAUAAUACCUCAGGAAAAACUGUCGAACAAUGAAAUGAUAACGACGGAAUCGAAAGAUAAUACAAUGAUUACUGAAUCCGAAUCGGUAUCUGCAUCUCUACACGAGGUAAUAGAUAAUUUAGACGAUGAAGAACCUAGCAACGAUCAAGAAAGUAUAUCGUAUUGCGUGAAGACAAAACCUUAUUACUCUAUAAACGCAAAAUUAAACCAAAGAGAGAAAACGUCUGGUCCUAUUAAUGUAUCUGUUAAUAAAUAUCUCGAUAAAGGAUACUCGGAAGGCAUAACGGACGAGACCGCAUCAAUCACAGAGGAUCAGAUUGCACCCUUAGAAGAUGUAAAACCGCCAUCGGCCGUGUGGGACACAAAUUUCAAAUUGCUUGCAACAUCCGCAUCUGGCAAAACUUCUCAGGCCUAUAACAAAUCUAGUGUUACUUGUUUUAUUUGUGGUAAACAGUUGAGCAAUCAAUACAACUUGCGCGUACACUUGGAGACACAUAGCAAUAGUUCAUACAGCUGCACAUCGUGCUCGCACGUAUCGCGAUCGCGAGAUGCGUUAAGAAAACACGUGUCAUAUAGACAUCCGGUGGCUUCUUCGCAGAAACGUCCAAGGUAUACGUCGAAACCACCACUACUGUGAUGGUGAAGUCAUUACUAUUAUUAUAUACAUAUGUAUAUAUAGACAUUUUAACCUUUGCUAGAAUACCUAUCAAAAUUUUUGGUGCAAUCACAAAAAGAAAGUUUGAAAGAGAGGUAAGAAUAUUUAAACAAAUAUUUUAUUAAAUAUAUUUAAAAAAUUAUCAGUUUUAAAAAAAUGUGUUCUAAAUAUAUUGCACUAGCGAAUAAUUUAGUGACAGAAUUCAUGGUACCUUAUAUUCGUAAGAACAGCACUGGACUGAUUAAUAAUAAGAAAAGCCAUAACAUCUUCAAGUGUACAAACAACAAAGUGUGAUCAUGUUCCUGAAGACCUUUAGUGUUCGAAUUGUUAUCGCUUUCUUGUUAUUGUUACACUGUUUUAAUAAAGACAAAUUAGAUAAAUUGCGUGACUUUUAGUGCAAAUAUAUAUCUAGAAAUGUUGAAAGAUAAAGCAGCAGGAGGCUAGAAAUAGUUAUAUGGAAUGUAAAUUAAUUUGUAAUUUUAAUGAAUCAAUAAAAGGAGAUUGCAAUAUAA